Messenger RNA from Cucumis melo (muskmelon), 1919 nucleotides. Its product is annotated as pentatricopeptide repeat-containing protein At3g14580, mitochondrial. Bases 196 to 1431 code for a protein of 411 amino acids. The transcript has a single exon. Gene Ontology annotation, molecular function: protein binding. Lineage: Eukaryota; Viridiplantae; Streptophyta; Magnoliopsida; Cucurbitales; Cucurbitaceae. The record is from RefSeq and is a predicted model, not a curated record.
AUGACCCUUACACGAACAUCGUGAAUUUAUGCAAUUGAUCCCAUCCGCACGCAAAGCUAUUCCGCUACCAAUUUUUCUUCUUUCUCUCUCUCUCUCUCUCUAGUCUCUCGUUUUUCAUUUUAACAAUCUUUCUUACUUUUCAAUACAAACAAAGUAUAAGAAACGAUUCUCAGCGUCACUCUGAUUCUCCUUCCAAUGAUCCGUUCUUCUCUGCGCCUUUCUCAACUCUCUUUGUUAAACUCCAUUUUCUCUUCAUCAUCUCCUUCGAUUCCUCUUCAUCUUCCUUCAUCUUCCUCCUCUUUCUCCACUUCCCCUAAACAACCCUCUGUUUUCUCCCAUAAACUCAGCCACAGAGAUUGGUUAUCUCCCAGUGAAGUCAUCAAAAUCAUUCAACAAAUCCAACAUCCUUCCUCUGUUCUUGCAUUCCUCCACCAAUGGUCAAAUCGCAAGGACUACAAACCCAACAAAGAAAUCUACACUCUCAUUGUCUCCAGACUUGCUGAGGGGCGGUUGUUUGAUGAUAUUGAGAAGGUGAUGUUGAGAAUCAAAGCCGAGAGGAAUUUCCGCCUGUCCGAUGAGUUUUUCUACCAUGUUAUUAAGAUUUAUGGUAAUGUUGCUGGUCGUUUAAGUAAAGCUAUUGAUACCCUUUUCGAUAUGCCCAAUUAUAACUGCUGGCCCAGUGUUAAAACCUUUAAUUUCGUGCUUAAUUUGCUUGUUUCGGCGAAGAUGUUUGAUGUUGUUCAUGAAGUCUAUAUGGGUGCUCCUAAGUUGGGGAUUGAGAUUGAUGCUUGUUGUCUUAAUAUACUCGUUAAAGGGUUGUGCCAGAGUGGGAAUCUUGAUGCUGCAUUCAAGUUGCUCGAUGAAUUUCCUCAACAGAGGUGUAGGCCAAAUGUCAGAACGUUUUCAACGCUUCUGCAUGGAUUGUGUGAGAAUGGGGAACUAGAGAGAGCAUUGGAGCUUUUCUGUAAAAUGGAGAAUGAAGGUGUUUGGCCCGACACUAUAACGUUUAACAUAUUGAUUUCGGGGCUUAGAAAGAAGAAGAGAAUUGAAGAAGCAAUAGAACUUUUGAGGAGAAUGGAGCUUAAAGGUUGCGACCCCAAUGCAGGGACUUAUCAAGAGGUUUUGUAUGGCCUGCUCGAUACGGGUAAGUUUAUCGAGGCAAGGGAUUGUAUGCAUCGGAUGAUAUCGGAUGGUAUGGACCCAAGUUUUGUUUCAUAUAAGAAGCUGUUGUCUGGGUUAUGUAAGAAGAACCUAACUCAAGAUGUGGAUUGGGUUCUGAAACAAAUGGUUAUGCAGGGUUUCGUCCCAAAAGUGGGUAUGUGGAAAGUGAUUUUACGUUGUGUGUUAUCAGGAAAUGAAGAAUGCAUUGAUAUCACUGCUGAAGUAUUUGAGAAAGUUGUGUUGCUUGCAAUGGAAGAUGGUGCGGCGUAAAUUGUAAUUGUUAUGUUUCCAGUAUAUCUGCGGCAUUCCAUGGUCGACCUCGACAAACUAACACAGGCUAAAUACUAAGGAUCAAUGCAGGAGGUGAUAGUGAUGCUAUGGACACAAGCAAAUCAACUUAGCUGCUCACAUUAAAGAACAAACAGAUCUCUUCUGCAACGUGCUUCAGAGUUAAACAUGUUUAGCAUUUUUGUUUUCCAAGAGGAAGAAAUUCUCACUUGUUGCAGCUGAGGAGCCAAAGGGGACUUUCCUAGACAAUAAUGUUCGGCGAUGAGAAUAACUGGAGGAAGCGGGAAACGCCCCCAUAAGGCUCAAAUUCAACAUGCAGAUGGAGUUAUUUCAUGGUGGCAAAGUAGUGCCAAUUUAACUAGGAAAAAUUGAUGCUUUAUUUAUUUUGACAAUCUUCACAAAUAACUUCUUCAAUCUCUAUAAAUUUUGCACUUGUUUAAGGGUAAUGACAUCUCUAUUCAAUUUACAAA